This is a messenger RNA of Xylona heveae TC161, 640 nucleotides long. RefSeq lists its product as hypothetical. Lineage: Eukaryota; Fungi; Ascomycota; Xylonomycetes; Xylonales; Xylonaceae. The transcript is spliced from 4 exons. The coding region runs from base 67 to 441 and encodes 124 amino acids. The record is from RefSeq and is a predicted model, not a curated record.
GUUUACUUUUUAUAACGUCAAUACUAUUCCAACCUCUCCAUAAUUUCCGAUUCUCCGUUCUACAAGAUGUUGAAGGGAACCAGAGCUAUGGGAGUAGCAUACAAGGGAAUCAGCCUCGAGAGCCUAGGCAAAGAAGCAGGGCCGGGUUUUAGCAAAACAGUAUCUGCUGCUGGUACCACCAUCGAGAGCAAAUACCCUAACGUUGUUGAGGCAAGGAUUCAAGGCACGAAGCCGCAUUUUUCGAGCAAAGAUAGGAGCGAAGACAAGGAGGUCGUUACAAUUGGAUAUCAUACAGAGAAGUUGGAACAAGAUAUUUAUCGAUUCAUGCACACGAUGACGGCACCUGGAACGAAUUUCUUUCGCGUGCAGGCCGAUCUGCUUCCGCAUCUUCACCAAAGGAAGAUUCUCAGGCAAAUACCAAGUCUCCGUCAAAGUGAGUAAGCCGGACACUUGGUCCUAGGAGUCCAUUCUGAGAGAUCGUAUGCUUUGAGAGUUUUUAUUCAGCACAAUGAAAGCAAUACGUACACGAAGUAGAAUAAAGAGCAGAAAAAGGAUACAAGUCCAUGCCACAGAUGAAGCGGAUAAUUUAGCAAUUACAAUAAGGGAUAUCUCAUCAUUGUACCUUCAUCCAUUUAUCAAU